Fopius arisanus is the source of this 637-nucleotide messenger RNA. RefSeq lists its product as uncharacterized. The coding region runs from base 124 to 555 and encodes 143 amino acids. The record is from RefSeq and is a predicted model, not a curated record. The transcript has 3 exons. NCBI's taxonomy places the organism in Eukaryota, Metazoa, Arthropoda, Insecta, Hymenoptera, Braconidae.
AUACUUGAAUUUUAAUUUUAGUAUGAAGCUAAAGGACAGCAGUUGAAAAACGAAAGUUUUUCGCAGGAUUGCUGUCAACGCGUUGCAAAUGUACUUAAACGCAAUGAGAAAUAUUUCAAUCGAAUGAUGACGUUUUAUGACAAGAUCCAUAUACUUUGGAGCCAAGCUUUUUCAACAUUUUCUCUUCACAUAAGUCCCGCUAAUGUCUCAAAACAUACUGUGACGGAGUGGCACAGGAAAGCUGUUGAUUGUGAUUCACUGGCCUUAAGUGAGACUCCCACGAUUACCUACAAUUGUAUAAAAAAAAUUUUGAACGAUAUCUUUUUAUACGAGAGAUAUGUGAAUAUAUUGUAUUUGAAUGGAAUGCAGAUUCUAUACGAGAAAAUAGAUAAAUUAAAAAUAAAGGUUCAUCAGGAGAACCAGAAGGAAUCCUUCAAAAAGUUCUAUACAGAAGAUAAUAUAGAUGCGAGAUUGGCGAGGUAUUGCCCGGAGACUUCUAGUACGAGUUCAUGGCUGAAACUGAUGCCCAUGGCGAACAAUUCACGGAAUACUUAAGGGAGAGAACCGACUACAUUCCAGAGGAAAGCGUGAAGCGAAACUUCUGCCGGAUUUUACAACUGUAUCAGGAACAAUCUUC